Messenger RNA from Manihot esculenta (cassava), 864 nucleotides. RefSeq lists its product as uncharacterized. The coding region runs from base 1 to 864 and encodes 287 amino acids. The transcript is spliced from 3 exons. The record is from RefSeq and is a predicted model, not a curated record. NCBI's taxonomy places the organism in Eukaryota, Viridiplantae, Streptophyta, Magnoliopsida, Malpighiales, Euphorbiaceae.
AUGUUAGAAAAUGAUAUUAUUAAAUAUGGAUUAGCACAACUAAGUGAUGACGAAGAUGUGGACAUGAUGUUUGACUACGUUUCAACAAUCAGGCCAGUAGAUUCAAUUGUAUUAUACGUAGAUAUUUUAUCUCGUCAUUAUAGAAUAGAAGAUGGAGGAGUUGGUCCUUCAACUAGUUGUCCAAUCGUUAUGGAGGGUGAAGCACAAGGCACAAGAAACGAUGAUGAUACUGAUUUUCUUGAUGAUUUAGAUACAAAUGGAGAUGAUCAUUGGAUUGAUGAGGAAGACGACAUUCCAGGUGUUCAAUUCAAUGAUGGAGAUGAUCAUGAUAUAAAUUCUUCAAUGCGUUUUAAUAGCGGAUAUGAAAAUCCUAUUAGACCAUUGAUAUUUCCACCUCCGUAUUCUGAAAUCGACUCUGAUGAUAAGUCGAAAGAAUUCUCUGUACGAAUGAUAUUCAGAUCUCGAGAAGCUGUCAUCGCUGCUGCGAAAGAGUAUCAUAUGUUGCGACAUCACCAAUUUUAUUAUGAUGAAACUAAGAGUAAGACUUAUUCUAUCAAGUGUAAAGAUAAAUUAUCUAGUUGUCAAUGGCACCUUCGUGCAUCUCGCAAAGAAAAUACUGAUGUUUGGAAGAUAACAAGAUAUCACGGUCCGCACACAUGUAGAAAUACAGGUGUUAGUAAAGAUCAUGGUCACCUUGAUUCUAGAUUUAUCAGUGCAUUUAUCUUACCCAUGAUCGAACAACAGCCAAAUAUGAAAAUUGCCACUCUUCAGGCUGAGAUUAAAGAUAAGGUUGGAUAUGAACUGUCCUAUAAGAAAACAUGGAUGGGAAAACAAUUUGCAAUUGAAAAGAUUUUUGGUAGAUGA